AUGAAAGUCAAAGUAGAUGCAAUAAAACAGAGUUUAAAUGUAAAAAGCGCAGAAAAUGAAGAAAAUGUGAUUGUGAUUGGAAACCAAAAAUACGACCUGUCACUCACCGAAUUUAUUGAGAUUGAGAUGGAGUCUGACAAACAAGUAGAUUUAGAUAAUUUUACAAUCACAAAAAACGUAUUUCUCGUUGCUGCGAAUGGGUUUGAAUACAACAACACGUCGUGUAAGUCGGGGUAUUUCCAAAACGGCAUUUUCAUCUGUCAAAAUCAUUUACCAUGUUCAGAUGGUGGUAAGACCACUGAUGGAAGAUGUGCAGAAUGUCAAGAUGUUAAUUGUGUCAUGUGUGAUGGUGACAAUGGUAAUUGCAUGAAAUGUAAAGAUAAUUUGACAUACAAUACCAAAUCAAACACGUGUGAAGAAUACACGAACUGUCUUUCAUUUACAGAAGACAAGUGUCUUCGAUGUGUAGAUGGCUUUGUAUUUAAAGGUAACAAUUGUGUUGAUAUCACCGAAGGCAACGGAAAUUGCCAGAUAAAAGUCGGCGUUCCAUCGGAGUGCAGAAUGUGUGAUUUAACAAACAUAACAUUAAUCAACACUAAUGGAGUUUGCAGUGUUGUACACAGCAAUGUUGUUGUUCACAGUCUUUCAAACGUUGUUGAAUGCAAAGAUGGGUUUUUUGUGCAAAACAACAUUUGUAACGACUGCACAACCAACAACGAAGGAAGUUUGUUGUGUUCAUUCAAAACCACUGAGAAGUGUGAUAAGACAUAUUAUGUGAGAGAAGAUGGCAGUGUCUGUGUCAAAAAUGAGUGUUCAGAUGGUACAAAUAACGAAGAAAAUGGGAAGUGUGCACCACAAAUAGACAACUGCAUAAAGUAUGUGAAUGGUAUGUGUGUCGAAUGUUCUUCAAAAUACUCAUAUGAUGGCAAUGUGAGUUGUGUUGAGCCAUCAACAGUUGAUGUGAACUGUGGAAUGGCAACUCCGAGUGGGUGUAUCAGAUGUGAUGGAAAUACCUUCCUGAAUAUAUCGACACACAAAUGUGAGGUGUGCAACUCAAGUUGUGAAAGUUGUUUGGAUUUGACAAAGUGCCUGUCGUGUGUAGAUGGGUACUUUUUGAGUGACCACAUCUGCAAAUCGAAUGAUGAAUUGAAUGACACUUGUGCACGAAAAGUACCAAAUGGGAAUGGCUGUUUGGUUUGCAAAGUUGGGUAUUACAAGAAGGGAGCAGAUUGUGCACAAUGUGAUGUCGAGUGUGGUGAGUGUCUGACAGAGAACUCGUGUAUUAAAUGUAAUGCAACAAACUACAAAACGAGUAAUGGCGAUUGUUUUCCACGUUCUGCGAUAUCGACGUGUGCCGUUGAAGUGACCGAAAGUGGCUGUUCAACGUGUAAAGACGGGUAUUACACAGUCAAUGGAAACGAGUGUCAGAAGUGUGUUGAAGGGUGUGCGAAGUGUUCAGAAUCAACUCGGUGCACAUCAUGUGAUGACACAUAUGUGCUCAAAAGCACCAGUUGUGUGAGUUAUAACACCAUCACAAAGUGCACAAAAACAAAAGACUCAAAAUGUUCAUCAUGUACAUUUUGGUAUUCACCAAGUGACGAUGGCACAUUUUGUUCAAAGACGGCAGUGUGGUGGGUGAUACUUCUUAUAGUUGUCAUUAUCAUUUUAAUUACUGUGUUGUUCAUAGUGUUGGUCUUAUUUGUUAUGGUUAAAGUCAUAAAGCACAAAAGAGAUACCAGCAAAAUCACACUCUUUAAAUUGGAGCACACCAACAUGAAAUUUGUCGAAAUGGCAGAUGGUCUGAUAAUUCACACCAAAAACGAAGAAUUUUUGAUCACCGACGAUGACUUGGACGAAAACGAAAUUGAUGUUAACAAACAAAUCAAGAAUCUGUUUUCUAUUGGAAACACUACAAACCAUAAAGUCAAGAUUCAGUUCACUUCUAAAACAAAUGAGAAGUACUAUAUUUCAUUUGACCCACAUAUAAUAACAAUUCCUCCAAAUUAUGGGUGUGAGUUCAGUCUCUUUUUGACGCCACUGUGCAACUCGAAUAUGGAAAGUAGUUUUGUGAUCAAUUAUUUUAUCUUUGCAAAUGACUCCAAAACAUGUAUACAUCAGAUGGACUUUAAGUACAUCACCAAAAUAUCAACACGACUUGAUCCAGACAGUCUGAUUGAAGAGAAACAACUUGGUGAAGGCUCUUUUGGUGUUGUCUUCAAAGGAAAAUUGGGAGGGAAUACAGUUGCAAUCAAGAAGAUGAAAAACGUAACAAAUGCAAAGGACCAAAUGGCUGAAUUUGAGAAAGAAGUGUCAAUGCUUGAUAAAUUUAGGUGUGAUUAUAUCGUCCACUUCUAUGGCGCCGUAUUCUUUCCCAACAAGAUAUGUAUGGUCACUGAAUUUGCUGAGUUUGGGUCUGUGUGUGAUAUGUUGAAAAACAAAGACGCAAAAGAUGUGGAUAUGAAAUUGCGAAUCAAAAUGUGUUUAGACGCAACAAAGGGGGUGUCUUAUUUACAUAAAAAUGGAAUACUUCACAGAGACAUCAAGCCAGACAAUGUAUUAUUAUUUUCAUUGAAUCCAAACGAUGUUGUGAACGGCAAAUUGACUGAUUUUGGAUCAAGCAGAAAUAUUAACAUGAUGAUGACUAACAUGACAUUUACAAAGGGUAUCGGAACACCAAUUUAUAUGGCACCUGAAGUGUUAAAUAAAGAAAAGUAUAAAAUGCCUUGUGAUAUUUAUUCACUUGCAAUUUCAUUCUUUGAAAUCAUUGGAUGGGCAGAACCAUUUCCUAAAAAGAGGUUCAAACAUCCAUGGGAAAUAGCAGACUUUGUUGGGAAGGGAAACCACCUCACUUACGAUGAAAACUUUGGCAUUGAGACACAAGAAAUGAUAAACUCUAUGUGGGAUAUCAAACCUAAAAAACGAAUUUUAUGCGACGAAAUUGUGAAAAGACUCAAAACCAUUUUUUCCAAAUUCCAUAAAAAUGUUUGA
Entamoeba invadens IP1 is the source of this 2988-nucleotide messenger RNA. Its product is annotated as protein serine/threonine kinase, putative. The transcript has a single exon. The coding region runs from base 1 to 2988 and encodes 995 amino acids. Gene Ontology annotation, biological process: protein phosphorylation. Gene Ontology annotation, molecular function: protein binding; protein kinase activity; ATP binding. The record is from RefSeq and is a predicted model, not a curated record. NCBI's taxonomy places the organism in Eukaryota, Evosea, Mastigamoebida, Endamoebidae.